UUUAAACCUAAAUGUACGAUUUCUUUAAAAAUAUCAGCUGCACAAAAAAUGAGGUAAUAUGUUACUGCCCCCAACAUCAUCUUACAUGAAGAACAGAGCCAGUACAACAAUAUAUAAUGAUAUAUAGUGUCAUGAAACACUUCCCAAGAUUCAAUGGAGUGAUCAGUGAAGAUGAGGUCAGUCGACGACAAGGGUUGCGUGAAUCCUGUGUCAACUCAUGAACUUUCCGGCGCCGGCGGUGGUGGUGGUCAUCGCCACCGUACAGCUCUAGGCAAACCGACACCAUCAAAAUGGGACGAUGCCCAGAAAUGGUUAGUCAAGUUAUCUAGAGGCGGAGACAAGGCUCACUCAAACCACGCGCCACCACGUAACUCAAACGCAGAUGAUAGAAGAUUAAUAGCACCUGUUCCUAAAAAAGAGUACCCAAGUAGCGAAGAGGAAGGAGGUGAUGGAGGAAUCGAAACAAAAAAAAUGGAUCAUGAUGAUUCAUUGUGGAGAUCUAAUGAGAACCCUGGGACAAUAGUUAGAUCGAUUUGUGUUAGAGAUAUGGGAACCGAAAUGACUCCUAUGGUUAGCCAGGAGCCUUCAAGAACCGCUACACCGGUUCGAGCCAUGAGCCCUGUAGCCUCUGGGUCUUCGACUCCGGUUAGACCAAAUGGUGCUGAUGUUGGUGGGCCCACAAGAUUUGGGCGAGAAAGGGUCGACCCAAAUAAUGCUGAGAAUGUGGCUGAAAACAAGCUUAAUCCUCUUGAAAACCGAGCAAUGGCUUGGGAUGAAGCAGAACGUGCAAAGUACAUGGCAAGAUACAAACGCGAAGAAGUGAAGAUACAGGCAUGGGAGAAUCACGAAAAGCGGAAAGCCGAAAUGGAAAUGAAAAGAAUGGAGGCCAAGGCAGAAAGAUUGAAAUCCCGAGCACAAGAGAAGUAUACGAACAAACUUGCAUCAACGAGGAGGAUUGCUGAAGAGAAAAGAGCGAAAGCGGAGGUGAAUUUGAAUGAACAGGCAGUGAAAACUUCUGAAAGAGCAGAUUACAUAAGAAGAACAGGGCACCUGCCUUCUUCUUUCUCAAUUAAGCUGCCUUCUAGCUGUUUUUUGCAUAAGUUUCAGUGUAUUUAG
Messenger RNA from Lactuca virosa, 1116 nucleotides. NCBI's taxonomy places the organism in Eukaryota, Viridiplantae, Streptophyta, Magnoliopsida, Asterales, Asteraceae. The record is from the annotation of a GenBank genome assembly.